UGAUGUUUGGAGGAGCCACGAGAGGCAGCCAGGUCCCAGCACACUCAGAAAUGACUCCACUUUGUACAGUUAGUUCCCUCUGCCUGUGAUUAAGACAUAACUCACUGGAAGAUGACCCCAGAGAAGUCCAAAUACAGAGCUGUGCCCCUAGCCUCAGCUCCAUUCCGUCAUACACUGAUCCAAAAAGAGCCAUACCCCGCAGAGCAAAAGUAGGUCCCAGCUCACAGUGCUGGGGAGAGUGUAAGGGAAUGGCUGUCUCUGCUCUGACCUGUGAGUCCAGGUCAUUGCUAAAACUUCCCUGGGCCUCCGUUUCUCACUGUGAAGUAUGGGGCCAUAAUAAAGCCCUUAACAAUCCCCUAUUCCUCUCCUAACUUGGCCCCCUUUCCUCAAUCUUGGUGUCUGUUUCCGCUGCCUAUUUAUACACACUUUAAGAAGUUCAUUACCUUGCUUUCCCAGCUGGAUGGCUUUCCAGUCUUGUGUUCCUCUUUUUGCUUUUGAUCCUUAUACACUGUGAAUGUGCUUCAUUUCUACAUGUACCUUUAUAAACACACAGAUAUGUCCCUGCCUGUUGGAGAUGCUGAGCAAACGGUUGUAGGAUGAAUGAAUAUAUGAAACAUUGUCUCCUACGUUCGUAUAUACAUUCCUUCAAUAUUCAGCAGGUACCUAAUAUAUAUAGAAAUGCCAACCUUCCCCUCUACACUCUAAAAUCAUUCUUCCUCCUUUUGUCACCUUCCCCCUUUCCCACCGUAUUUUUUCUCCUUUUCCUAAGCCAGAAAGUUAGGCUGAGUGCUCAGCAAGGCAGGAGGCAGAGACACAAGAGCAGGCCAAUGGAAACAGACACCGUGGAAGGGAGCCAGGUGAAAUAAGGGCAAAGACAGCUGUACAACAUGCAGAGAGAAACCAAGCAGAAUGAAAAGCAGUGAUUCAUGGAGCACUGCCACUCGGAUACUCCUUGGAUUUCGCUCUGAGAGCUACUGUGAGAUUGAGGUCAGCGAGGGCUGGCAUGGAGAUGAAGGGCAGACAGGCUCCUCCUCCCCGGAGAUGCACUGCUCGUCAAUCCCUCCCCUUAAUCCUGUUCUACCCACCCCACCCCCACGACUCCCUCACACUGACCAGUAUCCUGGGCCUUUAAGGGUUGGAUGGGCUGGACUGAGGAGAGAACUCACACCUCUCCCCACCCCACUCCCUCCAUCUGGCUGUAAGUCAGCCAGCGACAGCAGCAAACUGCAGCAGAAGAGGGGAGGAAGCCAGUGAGUGCAAGAAGAGCAAAGGAGCCCCACUGGAUUUCCUUGCCCCACAGCGGAGAGCAUCCCAGAGCUCAGACGUAGGACGGCUCUCCUGCCCACGACCUCAAAAUUAACCUGAAGCCUCUUGCUGCUCCUCGCUCCUUCUGUGACUCUAGCAUCAGCUGGUGAAGCAGUGGGUGAUGGCGUAUCUGCUGCAAGGCCGGCUGCCCAUCAAUCAAGAUCUGCUGCUGAUGCAGAAAGGCACAGUGAUGCGCAAGGUGAGGUCCAAAAGCUGGAAGAAGCUAAGAUUCUUCAGACUUCAGGACGAUGGCAUGACAGUCUGGCAUGCCCGGCAGGCCGGAGGCAGGGCCAAGCCCAGCUUCUCAAUCUCCGACGUGGACACAGUACGUGAGGGCCACGAGUCUGAGUUGCUGCGCAACCUGGCAGAGGAGUUCCCCCUGGAGCAGGGCUUCACCAUCGUCUUCCAUGGCCGCCGCUCCAACCUGGACCUGGUGGCCAACAGCGUCCAGGAAGCCCAGACCUGGAUGCAGGGGCUCCAGCUGUUGGUGAGCUUUGUCACCAACAUGGACCAACAGGAGAGGCUGGACCAAUGGCUGAGUGAUUGGUUCCAGCGUGGAGACAAAAACCAGGAUGGUCGGAUGAGUUUCGGAGAGGUCCAACGGUUAUUGCACCUGAUGAAUGUGGAAAUGGACCAGGAAUAUGCCUUUCAGCUUUUCCAGACAGCAGACACAUCCCAGUCUGGGACUCUGGAGGGAGAAGAAUUUGUAGAGUUCUAUAAGUCAUUGACUCAGCGUCCAGAGGUGCAGGAACUGUUUGAAAAGUUUUCAUCUGAUGGGCAGAAACUGACCCUGCUGGAAUUUGUGGAUUUCCUCCGAGAGGAGCAGAAGGAAGGAGAACAGGCUUCUGACCUUGCUCUGGAACUCAUCGACCGCUAUGAGCCUUCAGAAAGUGGCAAACUGCGGCAUGUGCUGAGCAUGGACGGCUUCCUGGGCUACCUCUGCUCGAAGGACGGAGACAUCUUCAAUCCGACCUGCUACCCCCUUUACCAGGACAUGACUCAACCCCUGAACCACUACUACAUCAACUCCUCCCACAACACCUACCUGGUGGGGGACCAGCUUUGUGGCCAGAGCAGCGUGGAGGGAUACAUACGGGCCCUGAAGCGGGGGUGCCGCUGUGUGGAGGUGGAUAUAUGGGAUGGACCAAGCGGGGAACCUAUUGUUUACCACGGACACACCCUGACCUCCCGCAUCCCAUUCAAAGAUGUUGUGGCCGCUAUAGGACAGUAUGCCUUCCAGACAUCAGACUAUCCAGUCAUCUUGUCGCUGGAGAACCACUGCAGCUGGGAGCAGCAGGAAAUCAUAGUGCGCCAUCUGACAGAGAUCCUGGGGGAUCAGCUACUGACAACAGCCUUGGAUGGGCAGCUUCUCACUCAGCUGCCCUCCCCCGAGGACCUUCGGAGGAAGAUCCUUGUGAAGGGGAAGAAGCUAACGGCUGAGGAAGAGGAGGAAGAGCCAGAGGCUGACCUGGAGGCAGGGCAGGAGGCUGAGCUGGACUUGGAGGCCCAGCUGGAGUCUGAGCCCCAGGAGCUGAGCCCUCGUGGUGAGGACAAAAAGAAGAAACCCAAGGCCAUCUUGUGUCCAGCCCUCUCUGCCCUGGUUGUCUACUUGAAGGCUGUCACAUUCUACAGCUUCACUCACUCGAGGGAGCACUACCACUUCUAUGAAACAUCAUCUUUCUCUGAAACCAAGGCCAAGAACCUUAUCAAGGAAGCUGGCGAUGAGUUUGUGCAGCACAAUACCUGGCAGUUAAGCAGAGUAUAUCCCAGUGGGCUGAGGACGGAUUCAUCCAACUACAACCCCCAGGAAUUCUGGAAUGCAGGCUGCCAGAUGGUGGCUAUGAACAUGCAGACAGCCGGGCUGGAGAUGGACCUGUGUGAUGGGCUCUUCCGCCAGAACGCUGGCUGUGGCUAUGUGUUGAAGCCAGACUUCCUGCGUGAUGCCCAGAGUUCCUUCCACCCUGAGAGGCCCAUCAGCCCUUUCAAAGCCCAGACCCUCAUAAUCCAGGCAGAUUCUUGACCACUGAGCCACCUGGGAAGCUCCUCGUUAAUCUGAAGUGCUGACAACAGUGCCUAGGGCACAGUAAGUGCUAUAGAAGGGUUGCUGUCAUAACUUUCCCACUUUCAGACCUCACUAAAUUUCUACUUGGACGCAUUUUAAAUUGCAGGUGAGGUACUAGAAGAAAAUAUAUUACCCAUGAGAAUUAGUUUUGCAAACCAUAAGCGUAUAGUGCAAGGUCCUGUGUCUCCCCCUCCCCUCAGCCUUCCUCCUCCCCCCAGGGUGUGAGAGCUGGAGGGGGGCUGGGCUGAGCAGGAACUAGUGAGGUUCCAGAGCCCUGGUUGCAGGUAAUCAGUGGUCAGCAACUCCCCAAAGUGGACGACACCAAAGAACAGUCCAUUGUGGACCCCCUGGUAAGAGUGGAGAUCUUUGGCGUCCGCCCGGACACAACCCGGCAAGAGACCAGCUACGUGGAGAACAAUGGUGAGACGCUGGGCAGUGCUGGGGAAAGUGGGAGGAGCAAGGCUGGGGUUUUCCCACUGUCCAGGUCUCUGUUAAGCACAGUCCAUCACCCCUCCUGCCACCUCCAUGGGAAGCACUGCAGACAGGACAAAGGAUGAGGACUCGGGUCUGAAGCUAGGUUGCUCACUUACAGUGACCUAAGCAGACUGCUUAUCCGCUCGGUUUCCUCACCUGUAAAGUGCUGACCACUCUAAAAAUGAAGCAAGGGAACUCAGGGUGAGCAACUCACCAGCACUCAGCAAUGUCUGUUCUUUUGUCCCUUCCCUCACUCACCCUCCGUGGCUCAGGUUUUAAUCCAUACUGGGGGCAGACGCUGUGCUUCCGGGUCCUGGUACCUGAACUGGCCCUACUGCGUUUUGUGGUGAAAGACUAUGACUGGAAAUCCCGAAACGACUUCAUUGGUCAGUACACCCUGCCGUGGA
Molecule: messenger RNA, 4248 nt
Organism: Cervus elaphus (red deer)
Lineage: Eukaryota; Metazoa; Chordata; Mammalia; Artiodactyla; Cervidae
Gene: PLCD4
Product: phospholipase C delta 4
Exons: 14
Coding region: 1427-3325 (632 amino acids)
Biological process (GO): intracellular signal transduction; lipid metabolic process
Molecular function (GO): phosphatidylinositol-4,5-bisphosphate phospholipase C activity; calcium ion binding
Source: RefSeq, a predicted model, not a curated record